AAAAGGGGGGGUUCUUUGAAUCCGACCUGGCAACCUCGAAGGAGUCUGGUCUAGGAAAAUACUGCCCGCAGCAGACUACUUGGCAUUAAAGACGGCUGGCGGUAGGAGCUGCGCUUUCCAGAAUCUACUGUUCAGUUUCCCUGCCAACACCAAAUUUGGAUCAACUUGGUGGAGAACAAGAGAAAAACCUGAAUCUUUGCCUAAAUGGUGGAGGCCUGAUCUGAACCUCGUUUUUCCAACCCUCCUGCCAGUUGUUGGCGUCUUCUCUAACAAUAAAAAGUCAAAGUGAAAGCUACCACACUUGGAGCCCUUAUUUGAACAGCAGCUUAAACAUAUUUGGGUUAUUACAGUCUUGAGGAAGUAUACGACUAAGAGUUUCUCGGAUACUUCUGUGUGACAACAUGGCGAAGAAAAACAGCCAAAAGGAUACUUCUGGGGUAGUGUUUGACACUCGCUCAAAAAUGGCCAUGUCCCAGGGAGGAACAGCUGAGAGGAUGAAGGAGAAGAUCAGUGCUGUCAGGGCGGUUGUCCCCAACAAAAGUAACAAUGAAAUUGUGCUGGUGUUACAGCAUUUUGAGAACUGUGUUGACAAGGCCGUUCAAGCUUUCUUAGAAGGCAGUGCAGUUGAGAUCCUGAAGGAGUGGAAUGUCACCGGCAAAAAGAAGCCCAAGAAGAAAAAGAAGCCCAAGCCUCAGCCAGAGGCCUCAGCAGAGCCUGCUCCACCUGAGACCACAUCGCCUGAGGAGGGCAAGGAUGAGAUGAACGGCUUUCAUGCCAACGGAUCGGCAGUGGAUGGAGAGUCACUUGAUUCUCUGAGUGAACAGUUGGACUCCGCUUCCCUGGAUGCAGCUGAGCUGGACUCUGAACCCACUACAUCCGAAACCACCGGUGCAGAAGCAGAAAGUCAAGGUAGCGCUCCAAGUCCCGCCUUACAGCAAGGAGGGAGGAAUCAUCAGGGUCCCAAAGGCAACAAGACCCGACACAGGCCAGGCUCAAAUUCACAUCCACCCACUCCCUUAUUUGCACCCACCACUGAUGAGCAAGGAUCAUCAGGAGCCAAGAAGAUAGCUUCCAACAUUGACCGCUCUGUGAAGGACCUGCAGAGAUGCACUGCCUCGCUGACUCGCUACAGGAUGGUGGUCAAGGAGGAGAUGGACUCUUCAAUCAAGAGGAUGAAGCAGACGUUUGCUGAGCUCCAGAGCUGUUUAAUGGACAGAGAAGUGACUCUACUGGGAGAAAUGGACAAAGUGAAAGCAGAGUCCAUGUCGAUUUUAGACGCCCGGCAGAAGAGAGCAGAGGAGCUCAGACGGCUGACAGACCAGUCUGCAUCCAUGUCUGAGGAGCAGUUGACUGAACUGCGCGCAGACAUCAAGCACUUUGUGAGUGAGCGUAAAUAUGAUGAGGACCUUGGGAAAGCUGUAAGAUUUACAUUUGAUCUUGAACCGCUGAAGACGAGCAUCUUAGGGUUUGGAUCAGUUUACCAUCCGCGUACAGGCUACUCAAAUCGGUCCCGUUGUAGCUCCACGUCCUCUUCUGUCGCCAGCCCAAGCCUGCUGGAAACUCCUCCUCCCACCCAGACCCAAAGCAUCCCCAGUGAAAACCGCCCUCCACCAAACAAACAGAUUUUCCAAGGUAACAGGCGUACUUUCCAGGGACAAGGUUAUCACUCGGGUCAGCGGUAUAAUGGCAGUUCCUACCAUGACAGGAAUGCCAGUCGUGCUAACCACCACUACCAGAGUGACGGUGGCUCUUCUGGUCCCACUUUACAUCACUCUAACAACUUGAGAGGUCCCUCCCGUUCCUCCACGUCCUCCUACAACCAAGACCGACCCUCUCAUAACGGGCUGCCCCAACGGCCUCCGCGGACGCACUGCCCUUGACAUUGGAAAUCCUGUGCUCAGUCAAACCCAUCUACUAACCCUUGCACUUCCCUCCCCUCUCCAUACCCUCCCCAUACCCUACACGCUCUUCCCCCCUACUAACUUCUUUCAAUGAAGAAUAGAAUACAAGUUUACAUAUUUCCGUCGGUUGAGCUGUAGUGCCACCUCUCUGCAUCAAUCUAUUCAUCCCUCAAACUUUAAAAGCUCUCACUGUUCUGUAAUCGCUCUUCCUUUUGCAUUUCCCCCAUCCUGACUAAGGUAACAGCUUCUAUCUUUAGGCCCCCUUUGAGAGAUCUCAUUGCUAUGCUAUUGUCAGUAUCUGUUAUUAAUUUUAGAAGUUAAGCAGUCUGCCAGAGACUGAUAGGACUACCUGCAACAAUCUGUGCACUAUGGAAGUUGAACUCUUAGUACUAUUUCUAUUUUUGCUGUGGCUUAUGUCAGCUCUCCGAUUUGCACCUCAGAUCUUUUUUUUUCUUCUCGUCUCCCUGAAUCAUUUCAAUGCCUUCACCGUGGAAAGCGUUGUGAAAGCGCAAAAGUAGUUCCAGCAUUAAUUUUUGUCAUCAGGAGAGUAGACAUGCAAUCAACACUACAGACUAUCAUUAAUCUUUACAAGGUACAAAAUUAAACAUAUCAAACUAUAAUCCAGAGCUUUUCAUAUGUCUUCUACAAAACAAUAGGGAAGUUAACGCUAGGACUUCGAUGCGUUUGAGAGUAACUGCGGUUGUCCUCUUAAAGGAAUAGUUCAACAUUUGAGAGAUAGCUCGUUCCCUUUCUUGCAAAGAGUUAGAUGAGAUCAGUACCACUCAUGUCCGUAUGCUAAAUAUGAAGCCAUCACCAGUAGCUGCUUAGCAUAAAGACUGGAAGCAGGUGGAAACAGCUUUGUUACCUGUCCUAGUGUAACAAAAUUGGCCUACCAGCACCUCCAAAGCUCAAUAAUUAACACUUUCUAUCCUUGUUUGUUUAUUCUGUGCAAAAACUGUGGUGUAAAAACUAAAAGUUGUUUUUUUAUGGGGGGUUGUGUGCCAGGCAGAGCAAAGCUAGCUGUUUCCCUUAUUUCCAGCCUUUAUGCUAAGCUAAGCUAAUCAGCUGCUGGCUGUAGCUUCAUAUUUACCAUGCAGACAUGAGUGGUAUCUUCUUAUCUAUCUCUGCAAGAAAGCGAAUAAGCGCGUUUCCCAAAUUGUCAAACUAUUUCUUUAAAUAUUGCCUAAGGCAGUGUAUGCACCAUUACUCUUAGAAAACGUUAAAAUGUGAUUUAUUUGAGGGAGGUUUGGUGUAGGCCCUCAUGAUGUAUCGCCCUCCCACUGGCCAACGGGGCUAUCGUGUGUGCUGCUGUUCUCGGCUUGCUGUCCAUUAUUUUAUAACAAAGAGAGGGCUCAUUACCUUUUGUAGAAUAAUGUUAAAUGAUAAAACUCAACAAAGGAAACUGUCCACAUGCUGGUUUAUAGUUCUCGACAUUAAUUCAGAUGGAUUUUCUUCCACACGCACUGUUUGUUCUUUGUGUUUUGUUAUAUGCACACAAAUGGCAUAUUAAUGACGUGCUUGCCUUUAGUCACAGAGAGACUUCACAUUUGCCUUUCUAGAGACAUGGAUGUCUGCAUCAUGACGGCUUUCUAAUCAGAUGGUACUUGUAGAGCAGAUGUGCGAUUUGUGAAUAUAUGUGAGAAUAAGAUGCAAAUCUUUUCUUCCCCUUUUUUAUAUACUUUAUCUCAUCUGUGAAAGUAAAAAAUGAUCAAACUGAUGAAUGCAUUGGAAGGUUGUAUCGAAUUCACAGAUUUUUUUUUUCUAAGGCUGCCAAGUAGACGCUUCAAGGCUGUUGUUGGGGUCAGUCUCAUUGUAGGGUCCACAGUUUGUGAACAAAAAGCUGGUGAAUACCUCAUUGCUGAUCUUUUGACACAGUCUGUUUGUUUGUUUUCUCGCAGUGGGCUCUUAUUAAGGGAAAGGGACCCCUGGUGAUUCCUCGUGUCUUAUCAUCUUGUAGUUAUGUACAUACAAGUAUGUGGAGCUGCAAGGAUGUAGUGUAAAACUGGUUGUUACGUUAUUGCUGCAUCUUCUUCAUAAUGUGUCGUCUUCCCUUGAGCAGACUUUUAGAAAAAAUGAAUUUGAAAUAUUAUGUUCUCUCUCUCUCCCCCCUUUUUGUUUCUUUGUGGGUUUCCUGAUUAUAGGGAGAUGUUUAUUAUUUGAGAUUAAAAAAAAAAAUCCUUACUCCAGUAUUUAUAGUAGUGAAUAUUGUGGAGAAAAGAUCACUAACUUGUUUGCAGUCUUUGGUAAAUAUGUGCUGUAAUGACACACAUAUAGGUUGCCUUUUGACUUAUAGGAAUAGUAUGACAUUUUGAGAAAUAAGCUCAUUCCCUUUCUUACAGUUUGAAAACACUUUCGAUAAAACAUACAGUCACCUUUUGUGCUUGUCGAAGUAUAUUUUCGAGUGAAGAAUGGGCUCAUUGUUGCCCCUUGUGGUCGUUGGGGACAAACACCUAUUACAACUGCGGUUCCGUAGUUGCAGUGUGUUUGCCGCCCUCAUGGGGGCAGUGAUGAGUCCAUUACGACUUGGCACACUACAAUGAGGCGAAGAAGACGCAGCGCUAGAAAACGGAUUUAAAACAAGCCACAAAAAGGUGACAUUUAUGCUUUAUUGCGAGUGGUUUCAAACUGUUUUUCGGUAUCACAGGAGAAAAGACUUUAAAGGAUGAAGACUAACUGGUUAUUUUGGAAAUUGUACAUCUGGUUAACCGCCCCACCUCCAUUAAAAUUGCAGCGCACAGCCGCUUACCUGAGCUUUUCUGUGGAACCACACCGACGCAGUGAAUUAAACAGUCCCGAACGGGGCUAUGAAACGACUUUGUUUCCUGUUCUAAUAUAACAAAAUCCGCCUACCAGCACUUCUAAAUGUCACUAAUUAACAUGUUAUAUCUCGUUUGUUUACGCCACACAUAGUUUAAAAACGACAAUUCACCGUUUACAGCAGGUUAUGUGCCGGACUAUUUCUUGGCUGCAAUCGGUGACUUCCUGGAGUCUCUGCUGGUUGCCUGGCAACUGCUCAGAGCCAAGAAAUAGUCCGGCACAUAACCCUCCGUAAAACUGCGAAUUGUCGCUUUUACACUUCAGUUUUUGUACGGAUUAAACAAAGAAAGAUAUAUAUAUAUAACGUGUUAAUUUGUGAGCUUGGAUUUUGUUAUCUUUGGACAGCCAGGCUCGCUUUUAACCCGUUUCCAGUCUUUGUGCUAAGCUAAGCUAACCGGCCGCUCUGUUUAGUAUUGUAGAUUUCUUAAAAUGUCAAACCAUUAAUUUAAAUGCUUUCAGAGGUGGUAACUUUGUUAUAAUGUCACAAAGAUUUUUAUUGACUGACGUUGAUGGGGAAAAUUGUACAAAAUUCCUCAACCAGUUCUCUGCUUAAUGAUGGCAGGAGGAUGUACCAAUCCGCUUUUAUUCCAGCAUACCUCUAGUAGUUGGAGGUGCUGGACUUGUUCAAAUCAAGACUCAAGGAGAGUCGUUUUCUCAUCUGGGAUUUUGUCCAUCUCACUUUAACCACUUUUGUUGUUUUACAUUCCAACCCCUAGGAUUAUUAAGUUGUCGCCAAAGAAGUGAUUUCAUCCUAUUUUUAAAGUUGCUGCCUUUUUCUUUCUUCGGCCUGUAAAGAAUUCCAAAGCGGAUAAAUCCAACACUUCACCUUUUCUUCUUCUUCCCACCCCACUUUGUUUUUGGUUUCCUUACUGUAUAUACAUAUAUGUAGCUAUAUAAUUUUGUGCUCACAUGGGGCAUUUUGUAUGUGAUAUUCAUAUUAGGCAUUAUGGAGGUUCAAAUAUCUAGUUCAUUCAUUCUUCCAGUAGAUUCUGUCCUUCUUCUCAAGACACCUUUUCUGAGACAACUGUAAACUCAAGUGCCUUUUCUUGUCUCCCACCGAUUCAUUGACAUCCCCCUCCACCAAAAUAUGGACCAAAGACAUCGACCGUCCCCGACACCCCUCUCCUUUCUUUCUUCCACUCACUGAAUUGCACACUUUUCAUUUACUACGAAUAAACAGUUUGCAGUA
Messenger RNA from Siniperca chuatsi (mandarin fish), 5907 nucleotides. RefSeq names its product spermatogenesis associated serine rich 2 (gene spats2). The transcript is spliced from 13 exons. Gene Ontology annotation, cellular component: cytoplasm. Gene Ontology annotation, molecular function: protein binding. Lineage: Eukaryota; Metazoa; Chordata; Actinopteri; Centrarchiformes; Sinipercidae. Bases 402 to 1880 code for a protein of 492 amino acids. The record is from RefSeq and is a predicted model, not a curated record.